Messenger RNA from Pseudovirgaria hyperparasitica, 2148 nucleotides. RefSeq lists its product as uncharacterized. The coding region runs from base 1 to 2148 and encodes 715 amino acids. Gene Ontology annotation, molecular function: gamma-tubulin binding; microtubule minus-end binding. The transcript has 2 exons. Lineage: Eukaryota; Fungi; Ascomycota; Dothideomycetes; Acrospermales; Acrospermaceae. Gene Ontology annotation, biological process: spindle assembly; microtubule nucleation; meiotic cell cycle. The record is from RefSeq and is a predicted model, not a curated record. Gene Ontology annotation, cellular component: centrosome; spindle pole; mitotic spindle pole body.
AUGGGAUUUGAAGGAGAGUACGUACGAUUUGCGGACUCAUACGAUCCAGCAAAUGAGACGGAACGAUUGUGGGGCCCUUCAUUUACAAUACUACCUGGGCUGGACCCUAGCCUCCGAGACCUCACUAUGUCAAUGCUGAAAAUGGCAACCCAUUAUGUUGCAGUAGAAGCAUUCAUUGAGGUUCAAAGUCGAGAGGAGUAUGGAGCUGUGAGCCACGCCUUGUGUGCUGCAGUACGCAAACUUUUAAAAGACUACCUUGUUUUGAUGGCGCAACUCGAGCACCAAAUGAUGACGAAUGCUACCUUCACCCUUCAUUUACUGAAUUUGCACACGAAGCCCACGAGCCACAUGCUUUUCCAGUUGUAUACCCUAGGAAUUGAGUUGCUGAAAGCCAAUUCCAUUCUAGAAGACGAUGACUCUGAUGGUUCAAUCGAUGAGACCGACGACCUACAAAAUAUCCUUGAAACGUUGAAAGAAGGUGGAACUAUUGGAGACACACUCCCUGGCAGGAAAGUCUGUAAAGGAGGCAAUGCUCUUGGCUUGAUAACAAAAAGGCUUGCUGCAAUGUCUGGUGAUCCGGCAGCCAAAACACUAUUGACUACCCUAUUACGGGAGGCCAGUCGUCCUUACAUGGUGAUGCUUAACGAAUGGCUACACCAUGGAGGUAUCAAAGAUCCACAUGCCGAGUUCCUCGUCAAGGAGCAGAAGAGUAUCAAGCGAGAACGCUUAGACCAAGACUAUACUGAUGAAUACUGGGAGAAACGGUACACCCUCAGGGACAACCUCAUACCUCCCCAGUUAGAAACUGUCAAAGAUAAGGUGCUACUGGCAGGAAAAUACCUCAACGUUGUCCGCGAAUGUGGCGGCGUCGACGUUAGCAAGGUAGUAGAGGACGUACCAACGAGCUUUGACGAUCCUCGAUUCCUUGAGAAUGUCAAUUCGGCCUACACCUACGCUAAUUCUGAACUACUGACUCUUCUUUUGACGACUCACGCUCUUCCGGCACGAUUACGCUCACUCAAACAUUACUUCUUCCUCGAUCGUUCCGAUUUCUUCUCCUAUUUCCUUGAACUUAGCAACUCUGAGCUACGGAAACAAGCCAAGCUAGUUAAUAUUGGAAAGCUACAAUCUUUACUUGACAUUGUUGUUCGUCAGCCCGGUAGUGUCGCUGCCGAGGACCCGUUCAAAGAAGAUGUCAAAGUCGCCAUCAAUGAAGUCAGCCUUGCUAAUUGGCUUAUGAAGAUCGUGAAUGUCACUGGUUUAGACCAAGAUGGCCCCAACGGCAGCAUUUCAAACUAUCUCACACCGGCAACGCAACCUGCCAUUACCGACGACAAAGACCUCACUGGCUACGACGCCCUCGUCUUCGACUAUGCCAUGCCAUUUCCCCUUUCUCUUGUUGUUAGCCGUGUCACUCUCACCCGCUACCAACUCUUGUUUCGCUACCUCCUGUCUCUUCGCCAUCUCGAAACCCUCCUCGCAAAUAGCUGGACUGAGCAUAGUAAAGGUCGCGCCUGGAAACACCGUAGCAAGGACCCGCGGAUUGAGGCAUGGAAAAGACGCGCAUGGACACUACGCGCUCGCAUGUUGAUCUUCAUCCAGCAGUUGCUCUACUACUGUACAUCCGAGGUCAUCGAACCGAACUGGGAGAAACUUACGGACCGCCUCGCGGUACCUGAUGUGGCAGAGCACAACACGGCCGGCAAUCGGCCUAUCCAGCCGAAGAGAACCGUUGAUGAGUUAAUGCAGGACCACGUCGAUUUUCUAGCUACGUGUCUCAAGGAGUGUAUGCUUACCAAUGCUAAACUCCUCAAGGUCAACUCCAAGAUCCUUGCAACUUGCAAUCUCUUCGCACACUUCACCUCUUCGCUCUCGAAAUACCUCAUCCAAGCCGACCCAGAACUUCUCGCCGCCGAAUCCAAGAAACCCAUCGACUCGAAGAGUAAAACUGCACCAAUUGCGUACGACCCAAAUAGAGUGGAGAAGAUGUUUGAGGUGCUGAAGAAGUACGAGGAAAACUUUAGUAGACAUCUUAAAAUCAUGCUUGAUACGCUGAAUUACCUUGCGGCUACGGAAACGGUGGUAUUUUUAAGUCUGUGUGCGAGGUUGAGUACGGCCAGUGAUGGGGUUUGGGGGGAGGGCUUUUGA